UGCUCAUCAGUGCCAGUGCCCAUCAGUGCCCAUCUGAGCUGCCUUUUAAAUGUCACCCAUCAGUGCCAGUCAGUGCCACCUAUCAAUGCUGCCAAUCAGUGCCACCCAUCAGUGCACAUCAGUGCCAGUCAGUGCCGCCUAUCAGUGCCACCUAACAGUGCCAGUCAUCAGUGCCGCCUAUCAGUGCCGCCUAUCAGUGUCAUGUAUCAGUGCUGCCUUUCAGUGCCCAUCAGUGAUGCCUGUCAAUGCCCAUCAG
Molecule: messenger RNA, 256 nt
Organism: Staurois parvus
Lineage: Eukaryota; Metazoa; Chordata; Amphibia; Anura; Ranidae
Source: the annotation of a GenBank genome assembly